Penicillium olsonii is the source of this 7119-nucleotide messenger RNA. The record is from the annotation of a GenBank genome assembly. Lineage: Eukaryota; Fungi; Ascomycota; Eurotiomycetes; Eurotiales; Aspergillaceae.
AUGGCGCCUGGGCACGGUGGUAAGCGGAAGCGCGUUGAGCGCUCGCACUCCGGGGAUUCGACAAGCAAUGACAAUCUGCGACCUUCUCCCCAUCGCCCCGGGAACAUGAACAUGGCGCAUCAUCCUACGAAUCCUAGACAUCAAUCACCCUCACAAGAACCAAAUGACACGCGCGAGAAAUCUCGCCGGCAUUCACAUUUCGGACGGGCUGGCUCCCGACGCGGGUCUCACGACAGCCCAAAUUUUUCGAACCCGCAGGCCAAAGAACCGAACGCGAUGUCGCCUCCACCGUUUGUCCAGCCCAAAGAAACAGCUUCCAAUGGCGACUUAGCUGCUCCGCAACCUACGACAUCCUCCACACCUAACACCCCUUCGCAGCAGCACGCCAAUCUGCCCUCCCGCGCCAGCUCCGAGGUCGCUGCCCACCGUCCUCCUCCUCCUACAUCCCCUUACGAGUACGAAUUUGUCACUGAUGACGCUGUUGAGGAUUGGAUAUCUACCGGCAAGCAAAGAGUGGUGGAAGAAGGCUCAUCAGCUCGUGUUGCACAGGACCUUCCUCGGCUCGCGUCAGUCUACCAAGAGCUUUUGCGCUCUGCUAUCUAUGGCCGAUUGUCACCUCCAGACGCAGGUACUGCCGUGAAAGAGAUAAUCGGUGAUCAUGAUGUGCCUGAUGUGGAUAUGGAGGUCGGCAACGGAACUGCUUCGACUUCUGAACUUGACCCGCGCUCUUUAUUCCUCGAUACCCUUUCCAUCGUGACCGAUACAGACACCUCAAACCCAGUCCUCAAACCACUUGUAUUUGCGACCGGAAUCGACGCAUCUCUAAUGCGCCUGCAGCUUGAGACACCACUACUUCAGGCCCUGGGGCUGGUUCGCGAAACCUUUGCGCGAAUGGGCAUCCGCAAGCAGACGGAUCUAUUGUAUCGACAAUCCAACUACAACUUGCUACGAGAAGAGUCUGAGGGAUAUUCCAAGCUUUUGACCGAGCUAUUCACUACUAGCAAUAACGAGCCUCCAUCGAGCGAAGUGGUUGAAGAUACAUUUGAAAGAGUCAAGGCCAUGAUUGGCGCAUUCGAUAUGGAUGUCGGCCGUGUCUUAGAUGUCACGCUGGAUGUAUUUGCUGCAGUCCUUGUCAAGCAGUACCGCUUUUUCGUGAAGCUUCUGCGGGCUAGCUCCUGGUGGCCAAAGGAAGAUAUCUUUCACACCGUCGAAAAUGGCCGUCACAACUCUGGUAUUCCCAAUUGGGCACUUCCUGGAUCAACUGGCUGGGUGACGACCGAGGAAGAGCGCUCAGCCAUCAUGCACGCGAAUGAAGAGCGCGACCGCCACUUCUGGGAUCGGGUGAGACAGGUUGGAUUGCGCGCCUUUUUCGAAAUAGGCCGCAAACCAAUUUCAGAUGAAGAAAAACAAAGAACUCUCGCUGAAGCGACUCGCGCAUCUUUCGAUGAGGAUGUAACCCGCUCGUGGGUCGAGGAAACUGGCACAUUGCCGCCAAAGGGCAACAGAGUUGCGGCUCAGCUUCUUGGUUUCAAACUACGAUUCUAUUCUUCAUCAGCGAGAACGAAAGCCGACGUCCUCCCCGACAACCUCAUUUACCUUGCCGCCCUACUAAUCAAGGUUGGCUUCAUCUCGCUUCGUGACCUUUACGCCCACCUUUGGCGCCCCGAUGACACUAUGGAUGUACUGAAGGACGAAAAGAUGACCGAGAAAGCAGAGCGGGUGAAGGCUGGCCGUCCAGGAGGCGGCACUAAUGCUUUAAUGAUGGCUGGCGCCUUGUCAGAUGAUACAGUUCCCCCUCCCCGCCUUCGCGACGAACCCCGAGUGGCAACCCCUGCGAAAGACCAAGAGUCCGAAAAGGGGGCUCCCAAAUCAGAGGAUGAGUUGCCGGACCCUUCAGACCAGAAGGUUCUCUUGCUCAAGAGUCUUCUCGCCAUCGGCGCGAUUCCUGAAUCACUGUUCGUCAUCAGCAAGUUUCCCUGGUUGAUGGAAGCAUACCCUGAACUACCAGAGUUCAUCCACCGAAUCCUGCAUCAUUCUUUGUCCAAAGUUUAUGCCAAUUUCCGGCCGGUGUUCACUACUGCCGAUUUCCCUGGGGCUCAGCACAUGGUCUCCUCCGAUCAAAACGGCCAAUCUAAGGGUCAAAUCGCACUCACACCUCCCCCUGCGAGACGAAUUCUGAGAUGGGCUCAACUGGAUAAAGAGGACACUAAUGAUGGCACCGAUUACCGAUUCUACUGGGACGACUGGGCCGAUAACAUCCCGAUCUGCCAGUCUGUAGAUGACGUCUUUGCCCUUUGUUCAUCUUUCCUCAACCUCUCUGGUCACAAGAUUGGACAAGAUGCAUCCCUCCUGGCGAAACUUGUUCGAAUCGGCAAGGGAAGUCUGGCCCAGGAUCCCUCCUAUGAGAACAGAACGCGCUGGCGUGAUCUCUGCAAGCGUCUUCUGCUACCCGCGGUUAGUCUGACAAAGGCGAACCCAGGUGUCGUCAACGAGGUAUUUGAUCUUAUCAGUUCGUUCCCUCGUGACGUCCGCUACAACAUGUACGCCGAGUGGUAUUCGGGUCAAACAUCUCGCUUGCCGGACAUUAAAGAAGCUUUCGACCAAGCUAAAGCAGAAACCAAGGACACUUUGAAGCGACUGAGCAAAACCAACAUUCGACCCAUGGCUCGUGCAUUGGCCAAGAUUGCUUACGCGAAUCCGGGAAUUGUCAUCACCGUGGCCAUUGGUCAAAUUGAGUCUUAUGAGAAUCUCAUUGAGGUUGUGGUCGAGUGCGCCCGCUAUUUCACCUACCUCGGCUACGACAUUCUUUCUUGGUCACUCAUCAAUUCGCUUGGCCAGAAAGGACGAAGUCGUGUUCAGGAAGGUGGUCUUCUCACCAGUCGAUGGCUGAACGCUCUCUCGACUUUCGCGGGUCGAGUCUAUAAGCGUUAUUCCGUGAUGGAUCCUGCUCCCGUUCUGCAGUAUGUCGUGGAGCAGCUUCGACACAACAACUCGACCGAUCUCAUUGUACUUGAGCAGUUGAUAAGCUCGAUGGCAGGUAUUAUUUCAGACAACGACUUCAAUGACGCCCAGAUCCAGGCCAUGGCUGGUGGUGAUGUUCUGCAAUCUCAAACUAUCCUGCAAUUGCUAGACAAGCGACACGAGUCCACAAUCACCUCUACCCGGUUGCUCAAGUCCCUCACUCGCACCAAACUUGCUGGACAGCUGUUGGUUGCCAUUGCCCAGGAGCGAUUGACUUGUGUUUACAACGAGAGCUCAUCAGAACUCAAGUUACUCGGCAAUAUCUUUGAUGAGAUCCACCGCAUUCUCACGCAGUACCUCGACUUACUUCGCAGCAAUCUUUUGGUUGACGAUUUCGAUUCCUUCGUUCCGGACUUCUCGUCCCUGAUCAAAGAUUUCGGAAUUCAGCCUGAAAUUGCCUUCUGGAUCAGACGGCCUAGCAUCGCUAAAAGGAUCACACAAGUUGAAGAAUCAAAACCCGGGAAAGGAGCAUCGCCUACUGAUAGUACAGUUGCCGCCAAGCCGAGCGGCGACAGUAUGGACACGGGCGAAGACCAGGCAGCGCCUUCAAAGUCGGAGGAUACAACCGCAGACAACGCCAUGGAUGUCGACAAAGCUGAACCAGAAGCCACAACUUCUGCCGAGGAGUCUGGCUCCCCUCAAGUGCCUGUUGUCAACGCCGACCCGCUGGCAGCAAACCCCGUUAUGCAAGACCUCAUUGACAAUGUCAAGUCUGCUUUGCCUGCGGAGACAUGGGAAACGAUUGGUGCCCACUUCUAUGCAACCUUCUGGCAGCUUUCCCUUUACGAUGUCCAUAUCCCACAGAAGUCCUAUGAGGACGAGAUUGAUCGACUCAAGCGACGCGUGGUGACCAUUAAUAGUGAUCGGUCUGACCUGAGCAUGGCGGGAACUUCGAAGAAGGAGUCCCACAAGAAGCAGAUCACGCAGCUGCAGGACCGGAUCUUGGAAGAGAACAAGAGUCACCUGAUGGCGUACGGACAGACACGCUCCCGAUUGCAGAAAGAAAAAGACAGGUGGUUUGCCGGCAUGCGUCUCAAGCACGAUUCUUUGAAUGUUGCCCUUCUAGAGCAAUGUUUCAUUCCUCGACUCCUGUUGUCCCCUCUCGAUGCUUUCUUCUGUUUCAAGAUGUUGAAGUUCCUCCACAGCUCAGGCACACCUAACUUCCGGACCGUGGGACUUCUCGACCAACUCUUCCGCGAACACCGACUCACUGCGCUCAUUUUCCUUUGUACCUCAAAGGAAGCUGACAACCUUGGUCGUUUCUUGAACGAGGUCUUACGGGACCUUACCCGAUGGCAUUCCGACAAGGCCGUUUACGAGAAGGAGGCAUUCGGGGCCAAGAGGGAUCUUCCUGGAUUUGCGAAGAACGUUGACCCUGAAGGCGUGCCCGUGAUGUUCUUGGAAUUCGAGGACUUCCGUCGUUUGCUGUACAAAUGGCACCGUUUGCUUUCCAACGCACUCAAGAGUUGUCUCAACGGCGGUGAAUACAUGCACAUUCGAAAUGCGAUCAGUGUCCUGAAGGGAGUUGUCCAGCAUUUCCCUGCUGUCAACUGGAUUGGCCGCGACAUCCUGAACUGCGUUGAUAAUCUGAGUAAGAAAGAUGAGAGAGACGACGUUAAGAUUCCUGCCGCCUCGCUCAUCGGUGAUCUCAACCGACGAGAGAAGAACUGGAUGCUGCCCCAAGCUUUCAAUCUUGUGGCAGCUCAGCCCCAGUCUGCCGAUAAAUCUGGAAAGUCCGGAACGUCAGGAUCUGCUACGCCCGCAUCUUUGAAUGCUUCAGCCCCAGAAUUCAAUCCCACAAAGCAAGUGCCGAUAUCUAGAGCCCACAUUACUUUGACUGACUGUUCGACCAUCAGCUCCCGGGGUGCCGCAAAGCAGACCCAAUCUGGCAAGACUGAGGUCGAAGAUGGUGAGAUUGAGGACGCGAAGAUGGGCGAUGCCGGUGAAGGGAAAGAUGACCAAGGCAAGCCCAGUGAGACUUCUCAGGCCGGGACUACCACACCUGCUGCUGCCGGCCUCGGCCCGGACGCUACAUCUGGAGACCGGUCAAGAUCGCGACCUAAUUCUCGAGCUCCCGCCUCAGGACACCAAGCUGACACGUCUAAGCGCCCUGACAUUCGUCAGCAAGUUCACCCUCCUGCCCGUCCCCCGCCACGCCACGGCGAUGGAAGAUUGCCACCGCGCCCCGAAGGAUUGGAUGAUCGUCGGGACAGGCACUCUGACUUCGGCCCUCGCGGUCGUCAUGGAGGCGGCCCUGAUCAUGGCCGGUCAUUUGAGGGUCCCGUAAAUGAUGUCCGUGGUCGACUCAACGAGCGUCUUGGCGAGCGUGAUCGCGACUUCCCCAUGCGACCUCCUGCUGACGAUCUCAUGCGCGGUCCUCCCCGGGAUUCCCGCGGUGGGCGAGAGAACGGCUGGCCCAUGGACCGACCUGGUCGUAUGCGCGGCCCUGGACCUGGACCCGGGCCCGGGCCCAAUGAUACUUUCCAUGGACGCGACGGUCCUGUGCGGGGAGAUGGCCCUGCACGAGGAGAGCUGAUGCCUGAUCAUGCGGACCGAUCUGUGGACCUUCCUCGGCGUGGCGAUAUUCCUAGACCAGAGAAGGAUGAUCGCAGACCUUAUCCCCAACGCCCUCUAUCACCACCCCGGGCUACUGACCUACCAAAUCGCCCCGAGCGAUUCCCACCUCCCGAUGAUCGUCGACCUCCUGUUAUGACUGGCUCCUCUCGUAUCGAUAACCUUCCUCGAGGCCCUCGCAGCGACCGACAAGGUGAUCCAAGAGACGCUGCCCCAGGCCCUGAUAUGAACCACGGCCGUCUCCGUCAACCUGAGCCUUCAUCCGAUAUACCUGCUGGACCCAGGAGACGCAAUGGACGCAACACAUCUGGACAGGCCCCACCGGCAAGCUCAGCAAAUGCUACUGUCCCACUUCCAGAUCGUCAGGCACCCACUGGGCCUGGCCGACAAAAUGCGCGCGCACCACCUGAACAGCCUGGUACUCCGCAGCAGCAACCUUCGGGUUCCGCCAGUACCCCCGGAAUUCAUCCAGAUCGCCUCAGGAAUCUUGUAGAUGACGUACCAUCCGGUGCUCCUGCUGGUCCUCGCAGUGGCUCAAGUCCACAACAAGUGCCCCGAGGCUCCGCCGGGUCCUCAGGUCCACCCAUGACCCCUGGGGCUUCCCCGCCCGCUGGGCCCGCUGGUGCAGGAUAUGGCGGAGAGCGUGGCCGUGGCGACAAACGGUUCGCCGGUCUCAACAACGUGCUUUCACAAUCCAAUGGUGGCAGCGAGCGCAGUGGAAACUCUCCAUCUGUUCGCGGAAGAGGCGCCAACCGCCAAUCGAGCGCCAUGGAGCCACCCUUGACUCAGCCUCCAACCCGUCCGCCUAUGGGCCCGGCAGGGUCUCAAGAAGAUCAACCCCGCAGCCGACCUAGCGGUGGUCGGGUUGCCGAUCUAAUCGACGACGUUGUCGCUCCUGAAUCCAACCGUUCUGGACGAUCUGGGGAUCGCAGCCGCGAAAUGGAUCCUACUCGCGAAAAUGAACCCGAGCGUCGUGAUGGUAGCAACAGCGGUCGCAACCGCCGCGAUGGCCGCCGCGGUGACCGUGAGCGCAACCGCCGCAGUGAUGUAGGCGGCAAUCGAGACGACAAGGAACGCAGUGGCGAGCCUCGCGAGAGUCUUCGCCGCGUUCAAAGCUCCCGUGAGGAACUUCGCCGCCGAGACCGCCGCGAUCGCCCUGACGGGCCGCCAGAAAUGAGUGGACCCCCAUCCAGCAGCACCAAUGCCCCUGAAAGCGAAGGCCGCUUACGCCCUCCCUCCUCGCAAGGCGCGCCGCCUCCUCCGCCGCCUCCUCCACCUCCACCAAUGCCGGCAGGAAAUGAUCGCCGUUUCAACGCCGGUGGCGAUCGAGGUCCUCGAUCCGACAACCGAGAUCGCGAGCGCGAGCGUCGUGGUGAUCGACGUGAUCGUGAUCAUAACCGUGAAGGCGGUGGCGGUAGCUCUGGACAUCGCAAGCGUACUCGACCAGGUCCUGACGACAACAAUGACGGUGGCCGCGGCAUGAGGAUGGGCAACGAUAGCAAGCGCCCUCGCCGAGGAGCCUGA